UCUUGUUUUACACUUGUGUAAACAAAAUGAAAAGUCUAAUUUUCAAUGGACCCACAUUCAGUUUAAAGUAAAUGAAUUAGUUCUGCAGCCCACAUUUUAGAUUUUUUUGGUGCCAAAAUAUUGCCAUACUUUGCUCCCCCAAGUAAAUCUGGUCUGCAUCUCUACAUGAACCUCUGUGGUAAAAAUGUGGACUUAUUCGCCUAAAGUACAUUUUGUGAUGACUGAAACUGGUUAAUUUUAGUGUCUAUGUAACCGAAGGGUAUAACUGCUGGAAGAAAUUACUUCAAUAUUUUUCCAAAAGCAUCUAACAACUUGGUAAUUCUGUUUGUUUCAAUGGAAAACAAUUACAGGAGUCUUAACGUCCAAUUCAAUCGAAUGUAAUUCCGUCAUCUGGCCAGCAGAUGUCGCUAGCGAAAAUGCAAAACUUUACGUUUGACCUAAAAAUCGAGUUGUUUUUUUUUUUUUUCUUCAAGCAAGCAAUUAGACGACCAUGAGCUUCACAGAAGAACGUUUACUGAGAUCCAGGCAGACCCUCCUGCCCCCCAUCUCCAACAGAACCCUGCACCACCCCUCCUUCCUCCCUCUUUACCUUCCCACACCCCUAAACCAUCACUGUCAUGGAGACGCUCAACUACGUUUUCCAAUGUGUCCUGAGGAGCUUUUCUACACAGACCCCACUCUGCCAUGUGGGAAGAGGAUCUAUAAUGAGAAGGUGGUUUUUAAAUGCACCCAGCUCAACACUCCUCCCCCCAUCAUGUCCGCCUGUGUCGCCCCCCCAAACCACCCAGACCCAUUCAGGGCCGGACCACACCCCAUCUACAACCUGGGCACCCCCGACUGGAGCACAGGGAGCAUCCAACUUCGGGUCCAGCCGAGGUUUGUCAUCAUCCAGCUCAGUCAGCAGGAGGACCAGGUCAUUACCGAUCUGUUGACACUGCACCACCAGGAGGCGCCCCAAAGCAAGGAAUGUAUCUCUGCUGCACAUAUCGCUUUCCCAGCUGCUCUAAAAUCUAAUCCCGGGGAUUUGAACACAUCCCUUGAGGAAGCAAAUAAGGUAAUCUGCACUGAUGCACCAGAGGAGGGACAGAGAUGGUCAGAUGCAGAGUAUGGAGCUGCAAACACUCUCUUGAGCAGCUUCAACCUGGUGGAUGAUUACUUGAUACCAAACAGAAUAACACCUCCUGAUCACCUGCGGUUCCAAACAUCUGAAGCAGAGCUAGAAUACCAGAGUUUGUCACCUUUAGUAACUUGUGACCGUUCAGAAAAUGGAAGCUGCAUGGAGAGGAACAGCGAAAUCAGAUCUGACACGGGUCCUUCAGAACCAGAGAAGUCCUUCCUUUCAAAGAUGGAGGGCAGGUCAGAGGAGCCGAUGCUGAUGGAUCUGGAACGGGAUGCUGUGCAGGUUCUGCUUAGUCUUGGGGAGACGCUAACAUUCAAUGACAAACACUGAAGGUCUAAAAGCUUAAGGAGCUUUUUUUUAAAGUUUUUUUCCUCUUAAAACCUGAAACUCCCCAUUGGUAUUGUUUUACGCAGUUUUAUUUUAUUGGAAGUUAAUUUUUCAUGCUUGUAAUAUUAAAAAAAAGUUCAAUAAAAAUG
Molecule: messenger RNA, 1596 nt
Organism: Cyprinodon tularosa
Lineage: Eukaryota; Metazoa; Chordata; Actinopteri; Cyprinodontiformes; Cyprinodontidae
Exons: 4
Coding region: 491-1450 (319 amino acids)
Biological process (GO): regulation of DNA-templated transcription
Cellular component (GO): cytoplasm; nucleus
Source: RefSeq, a predicted model, not a curated record